Messenger RNA from Clarias gariepinus (North African catfish), 2422 nucleotides. It is a transcript of the gene rnf208, whose product is annotated as ring finger protein 208. The transcript has 2 exons. Gene Ontology annotation, molecular function: ubiquitin protein ligase activity. The record is from RefSeq and is a predicted model, not a curated record. The coding region runs from base 1130 to 2023 and encodes 297 amino acids. Gene Ontology annotation, biological process: protein ubiquitination. NCBI's taxonomy places the organism in Eukaryota, Metazoa, Chordata, Actinopteri, Siluriformes, Clariidae.
AGAGAGGGAAGGAAAAGAAGCCGUGAACGAGUGAAGCACACAGAACGGAGGGGAGGAGAGGGAUGGACCAUGUACACACACGCAUGAACGAAGGAGAAGCACUGACAGGGUAGUGAGAGAGAGAGAGAGAGAGAGAGAGAGAGAACAUAAGACUGCAGCACUGAGAGACAGCUGAUGGAGAGACGAACAACAGAGUGAAACAAGGGGAAGAGAGAGAGAGAGAGAGAGAGGGGUCAGAUGGAGGAAAAGAGAAGGAUUGCAAAUAAAAAAGCGUAUUAAAAAGGAGUAGAAAGGAGGAGAAGAAAAGACUGCACCUCCAUCCCGCCGGAGUGACGCAUCACUCCAUCAUCUCUCCAUCUUUACCCUCCUCCACCGUAGGAAGGAUGAUCUCUCCGUCUCCAGGCCAAUCCCUCCAUCAUCAGCUGGACGCCUGGACUGGAUAAGGCUAAGAAAAGAAACACCCAAAAGUAACAACCUUGGACAUAGACAAGAUCUGGCCGGACUCCUGGGACAUUCCGCAACUGGUCAAGACUGGACCUACUCCCUCAUACAUGUAAACCUCUUCAGGAAUUCUAAGCUCUCUAAGACUAGGACGGAAACCUCCAGGUAUUUCCAUUGCCUCAAGAACCACUUACUUAAAAAACUAAACUCCUGAAGUGGAAGAAACAUAAUCCCGGACUUAAUCCCAGGAUUGUCCAUUGACUGUGCACCUGACUUUGGAACAUUACUACACAAAUCCACUAUUUCAGAUAUUAUACACCUUCUCAAAGGGACUUUCUGUAGGUGCUUAUAAGGUGUACAAAUAUAUGUAUAUUUACAGAUAGUGCCAACUUAAAUAGUACAGUUGUAAUUAUAUAUUAUGUACUGUGUUCUGUCAAUCCUUUGUAAUACUGCAUUAAACUUUUUUUUUUGUUAGUAUCAACUGAAGUGUUAAUAAACAGGGUAUAAUCCACCAAGUCACUGGACUUUACAAAGAACUGGACGUUGAGGUACACUUGCGUUAACCUCUUGAACACUGCUAAAGUCUCAAAGCUGUAAUCUGUCCUUUUGCCAUCUACAUUAGACCAAGAAGAGUGGCCAGUGCAAGAACAAUGGACAAAAGCAUGCGUCCUCACGUUCCCUGCAAUGAAUGUCCUUCUUGGAUUAUACCGAAGAUUAUACCAUUCACAGGCUUGUGUUGAACACCAAACACAAACACGCAGCUGCAGAGAUCAUCCAACUCUUUCCUGAGCGAAUGUCCUGUCUGAGGCGCCAGCCUGUGACCAUCCCAAUGGAUACCGUCAAAAUCAUCCAGUCGGAGAAAUUUCCACGAGAGUGUCCUGUUCCUGUGACACAGCCACGCUUUGCACCUCCUCCUCGUGUGGCUUGGGAUGGAGGAGGCGAAGGUGAAGUCAUCGUCAACCAGGCCUGCAGUGACCUGUCCGUCGAGGUGAACGGUAACACCUUGAUCAACCCCCGUCCUUUGGCAUCGCCUCCAGCACCAGUCCUACGUCGUGAAGCUAGCUAUUUAGCCCAACGCAAAGCUAGCAACACCGAGAUAUGCUAUCACCAAUUUCACUACAAGAUGGAUGAUGUAAUCGUGAACCAGUAUGUCCUGCGCUCUUCGUCCACCUCAUCCUCCUCCUCAUCUUCAACAUCUUCAGGCCCAGUCAUGCCGUGUGAGCCACUGGAUUGCCCGACUUGUGGGCACAUGUACAAUUUUGCAGGGAAGCGUCCGAGAAUCCUGUCUUGUCUCCAUUCGGUGUGUGAAGAGUGCCUGCAGAUCCUGUACGAGUCCUGCCCUAAGUAUAAGUUCAUCUCAUGCCCCACGUGCCGCCGCGAGACCGUUCUCUUUACCGACUACGGUUUAGCCGCGCUCGCCAUCAACACCAGCAUCCUGAGCCGCUUGCCAUCUGAGCCUGGAGGGACCGUACAGUGGGGUGGAGACGCCGACCGCAGCUGCUACCAAACGGUGCGCCAGUACUGCCAAUCGGCCUGCACGUGCCACAUCGCUAACCCGCUCUCCACCUGCGGCAUCAUGUAGACAUAGAUCUAAAACAGUCCACCAGGUGGCACUGUUCGAGCCAAAUCCACAAAACCAUGAAACGACAAAACAACAAAACCAGUGACCGCACUAGUUAAAAAAAAAAAACAAAAAAAAUCCGUUUUACCCUGCCAAUGCAAAUAUUAUCUAUAGAUCUAUUUAGCGCAGACGGAUGCUGUCUGGACUUUAAAGAAGUGAAAGAGACACUUGUGCAAGGAGCCAAGAGAAAUGUUAUAUCAGAGUAAAUGUAUUUUAUGUACAAACUGAAUGAUCCCUUUUCCCUAAAAGUCCCUGUUUAUCUUGUUUGGAUGUGUUUGUCAUUGACAUCUCUUCACAUGGGAAUGCCAAGGAGACUCUGUCUCCCAAUCUCUCCUGGGACAAAUAAAGCAAAUAAAUCAA